AUGAUAGCGUUUAUACAAAUGCUAUCUAACCCAUAUGAUAGCGUUUUCCGUCUGCUAUCAAUUCCCAUAUUUCUUGUAGUGGCAAAGUCCGUAGCCCUUGCAGUACCUUUACGGGUUGCCAAACCGUUUGGUAAUCCAUUACCGGCAUUUGACGAACCACCUCGGGUAUCCGCUUGGGUUAAUCUGGUAAAGGGUACUUCCUUGGCCUACCCCUCUUCUGCUUGGGUUAAACCCGCUCCCUCCCGUCCAACCAACCAACCGGGAACCUGA
This is a messenger RNA of Microthlaspi erraticum, 270 nucleotides long. The record is from the annotation of a GenBank genome assembly. Lineage: Eukaryota; Viridiplantae; Streptophyta; Magnoliopsida; Brassicales; Brassicaceae.